AUGGAUGUUUCCAAACUCAUCAUCCUCGUUGAGAAGUAUCAAGAGCUGUAUGAUAUGCGGCAUCCGCACUACUUUAAUUCUGUGCGAAAAGAGAACAUUUGGGAAGAGAUCGGAGCAUCUCUAAACGAGUCAGGUGCUGAAUGCAAAGAAAGGUGGGCAAAAAUUAGAGACGGUCACAGGAAGGCUCUUCAACGCCGAAAAACAAAAAGUGGCCAAGGAGCAAAGAAUAUGAAACCACCAAAAUAUGAGCAAGAACUAAAAUUCCUCAUACCUUACAUUUCAGAUAGUGACAAUCGUCAAUCAAACUUUGCCCCCAAUAAUCAAAAUGAGGAAGAAGGUGUCGAAACUGGAGAAGAGGAGUGUAAUUUAGUAGAGCGUGAAAGUCCAUUGGUCCUGGGAUCGCCGCACCUGUCACCGACGCACUCAUCAAACCAAGCUGCAGAUGAUUUUCAAGACUCAUCAGCACUUUCUUCACCAGCACCACCUUAUUUAAACAAGUCAAACAAGCAUCCCCAGAAAAGAAACAGGUCAGGGACACCAGUACGCGAAAAAACAGCAGCCAGUGUUCUACAAGAAUUCUUGUCAUCUAAACAAACAGCUGCGCAAGCGCCUCCACAGUGCAGCCCGUUGGAAUCAUUUUUCAUUUCAAUCGCAAACACUGUCAAAGGGUUUCCUAUACGUGACCAAAUAGAAAUCAAGAAAAAGAUUUUCCAACUAGUCUCAGACAAGGAAAUGGAUAUUGCCCUCAGAAUGAGUGAUGAGGCGCCAAAAUCGGGAACACCACAACACCAAACACCACAACACCAAACAACACAACACCAAACAUUAGUGCAGAAGACUGGCCAAUUUCCCACAGCUCUCUCCGUAGUUAACGAAGAUCCCAACACAUUAAAGAAUUAUUAUUCAUGGGGAUGGCAAGACUUCCAGAAGUAA
Messenger RNA from Macrosteles quadrilineatus (aster leafhopper), 933 nucleotides. RefSeq lists its product as uncharacterized. Gene Ontology annotation, cellular component: transcription regulator complex; nucleus. The transcript is spliced from 2 exons. Lineage: Eukaryota; Metazoa; Arthropoda; Insecta; Hemiptera; Cicadellidae. Gene Ontology annotation, biological process: regulation of transcription by RNA polymerase II. The coding region runs from base 1 to 933 and encodes 310 amino acids. The record is from RefSeq and is a predicted model, not a curated record.